AACUCUGCAGGGCUCCGGUCUUAGACACCCCUGUUUUAGAGAAAAGUUGUAGGGAAAAUCUCACAACACGCAGAGCAAAGCUAGAGAGAAGGGGGCUAGGGGUAUUUCUUUUCCUCCUCCUUUUUUUUUUUUUUUUCCAAAGUGCGUAGGCGACUGGGAGCUGCCUGUGGUGAUAAAUGUCGGCGCUGUCUCUCAAAUAUUAUACUGCAUAUGUGCACCUGCUAACAUACAGACACAACAAUGCGAGGACAACCUAUGGAUAGAGUGUUAAAUCAGCAGUGAUUAUGUAUAUCCGACUCAGUAAAAUAAAUAAUGACAUCAUACUGUACGCCAAAAAAAAAUGUAUUCGUAAUAACGCUAAAAACAUCAGAAUGUAUGUAGUCAGAUUCAAUAAUACCCUGUAAUAAUUAAUUCGACUCCAAAUUGGUUGAUGACAUUUUCUUCACCCUCAAUCUUGCUCUAUUAUCGGGUUAAUCGCACUGCGAUCAAUGCACGUGCAAAGUAAUUACAGCAAUUACGCUCCGAUUUCCAUAUCGAACACAAUCCGCGAGGUAAUCAUUUACCUCGUUGAUAGCGAUACUGUAAACAGACGCUUUUUAAUAUCUCUCCUCGAAGCAUUCUGACGCUGAAAAUACCAGAUGUACCCGAAGAGGACCUCAAGUUCCGCCGAAGCGUCUGGGAAGACAGACUUUGUUUUUUUAUGACGUAAUUUGCAGAAACUAACGGAUGCGUUAGGGGUUUGAAGGUGUCCACUUUGGAAGUUUGCGCUCUGCCUCUGUGUGAACGUCAGUAUGUGUAUUUGGUGGUGCAAUCGAAAGCAGCGCAACUUCAAGGAGCAGGAGGGGCUCUUCUAUUAUUUGAUCCCGCUAAUUGUCAAUGUAUAAGUGAAGUUUAAGCACCGGACACUAACCGAGAAGGUCUUACUGUUCCCGUUGGACUAUUACCUCGACUACUCGCCACUGUUUUAACUGAGCCUGGAAGAAAAGGCUGCAGCUGUGUCACUUUUUUCCUUCUUAGAAUUGUCUCUGUGCUGUGUGCCACAUUCAACACGGAGUCAAUCUCACCUAAAACAUGUCCACCAAAUUGUUCCUCUACUUCUUUCUUCUGUCAGUGUUUCGUGCAUGUUCUCAAACAGUCGCUUCUGAGGAUGAGUAUGACGACGUUACUGUGAAUCAAAUGUUGGCCCCCAAAACCCACGAGACGGACACAACACAAAUAUUAAACAACUUACUAAAGGAGUAUGACAAAAAGCUGCGGCCGGAUAUUGGAGUUAAACCUACAGUCAUUGAUGUUGAUAUCUACAUAAAUAGUAUUGGACCCGUGUCAUCAAUAAAUAUGGAGUACCAGAUUGACAUCAUUUUUGCGCAAACGUGGACAGACAGCCGGCUCAGAUAUAACAGCACUAAGAAAAUUUUGACUUUGAACAGUAAUAUGGUUGGACUCAUUUGGCUACCGGACACAAUCUUCAGAAAUUCCAAGAGUGCAGAUUCACAUUGGAUUACUACACCAAAUCAGCUCCUUAGAAUAUGGAACGAUGGGAAAAUACUUUACACUUUGAGAUUGACCAUAAAUGCAGAGUGCCAGCUUCAACUGCAUAACUUUCCUAUGGAUGAACACUCUUGCCCCCUCAUCUUCUCCAGCUAUGGAUACCCACGAGAUGAAAUGAUUUACAAGUGGAGAAAGAAUUCGGUGCAGGCGGCUGAUCAGAAGUCAUGGAGACUUUACCAGUUCGACUUCAUGGGCCUAAGAAACACCACAGACAUAAUUAAGACAACUGCAGGUGACUAUGUAGUGAUGAGUGUAUAUUUUGACCUAAGCAGAAGAAUGGGGUACUUCACAAUUCAGACCUACAUCCCCUGCAUACUUACUGUGGUUCUCUCUUGGGUCUCCUUUUGGAUCAAAAAAGAUGCAACUCCAGCCAGAACAGCACUAGUUUCCUGCUUUGAUAAGUCCAUGUCCUGUCCUGGUAAAUGUUACUUUUGUCAAGGAAUAACAACGGUAUUAACCAUGACAACGCUGAGCACAGUGGCACGGACAUCACUACCCAGGGUCUCGUACGUCACAGCAAUGGAUCUUUUCGUCACUGUCUGUUUCCUGUUUGUUUUUGCGGCUCUCAUGGAGUAUGCCACACUCAAUUAUUACUCCUACAGUGCGCGCAGACCAACCUGCAACAAGACGAAAAGAUUGAACUACUCUGUACUGGAUGUGGGUCCUCCUCCCACAGUUAUCACACUCAACAACUCCAUGUACUGGCAGGAGUUUGAUGAUGCCUGUGUUUAUGAGUGCCUGGAUGGAAAAGACUGCCAGAGUUUCUUCUGCUGCUAUGAAGAGUGCAAAGAUGGAGCAUGGCGAAAGGGCCGUGUGCAUAUAGACAUUUUGGAACUCGAUGCAUACUCUCGUGUCUUCUUUCCCACCUCUUUCCUUUUAUUCAAUGUUGUCUACUGGGUAGGCUACUUGUAUCUUUAGCAGUCCCACACACCUCACUACGCAAAGAACUUGACUUUUGGUUCUGUCAGAGCAGACACAAAGAACAGACUGAACCAAGAAUUUUCAAGGUACUGUAAAAAAAAAAAAGAGCGGAUACUGGUCAUCAGAGUUGAGCUGUGGAGAUUCAAGGACUUCUCCAGUAGGAGAUGAAAAUUAGACAAUGCUACAGGAACCGAAAGCUACAGAAGAUACAUGAAAACCCUUAAAACCAGGCUGUUUUUAUAUGGGCAAGAAGAAUAUUGCCACAAGCUCUUUAAGUGGUUGCAGUUCUCUGGCAGAGAUCUUUGCCUUCUGUUCUUCAGGUACCAGGAAAAAAAAAAGAUUCACAAUGUUCCUCUCACACAAUCUCGUCUUUUUAUGGGUGAGAGCAGCUGUAAGGAGUCAAGUUGCGAAUAAUCCUUAGGCCAAGACAGCGUGAGAAAAAAAAUGCCUUGCAUAGCAUGUGACCCUCUGACUUUUCAUCUACCCUAGUAUAUUGUUCACUGUCAUCUAGCCAUCAGUCAAAACCAGAUUGGCUUUCAUGUAAGCACAGCUUUCAGAGCCAUCUAUAGUGCCUUCCAGUGGAGGAGAAGCCAUCAGGCAGAGAAAUCUUAGAAAUGAUGGCAGGAACAUCAUCUGGUCUUGACUGACUGCUGAUUUUUUAUUUUGGAGUUUAUUCAAGCUUUAGUUAUAGUCACUCAUUAUUUUGAUGCAUUCAACAUGUCUAAACCCAUCAUCACUGCAUGUUAUAUGAUAGUAUUAAGCUGUACCCUGAAUCAGCACAAUAAUGGCAAGAGAGUAGAUCCAUUUUAAAAUAUUUGGAAUAUUAAUUAGUGUAGAUUGCAAAUGUUUGCCUACAUUAUUGCCUAGAUUUUUAUUGCACAUUUUUCCACACAACAGAGAGGUUAAUUAAAGGUUAAAUUAAUAUAUUAUAUUAUAUUUUAUAAAUGCCUAAAGUCUAUUAGCAUCAAUCUAUUAGUUAAAAAUUGCAUGUAUAGAAUGGAUCAUAAGUUCCAUAGAAUCUCACCCUUCCGUUCAGCCUGAGUUGGCACAGUGGUUAAUAUUCAUGUGUACACCAAGCAUAGCAAAAUCAAAACCACCCAAAUGAAAUCAAGGAAAGUGAGUGUCUCUGGAUCUUUGUAGGCACAUUUGUAUUAUCUACAGAUUUUAUUUCUAUCUUGGACUUACAUCUGCAGCCCCAUCCUAUGAUGUGGCAAUACAUUUGACACGUGCAGGUUGCGAAUCACUGCAUAUACUGUAUAGGAUAGUUCAUUCAAAAAGUAAAAUUCUGUCAUCCUUUAUUCACUCUCAUCUACUAUACAUUAGAUUUUCCAAUAGUCAAGGCUGUGCUUUUCCGUGCAAUGAAAUUGGGUAAUACUUUUUGAAAAAAGAAAAAUCAUACAGGUUUGUAGCGACAUGAGGGUGAGUAGAUACUGGCAGAUUUUCUUAAUUUAUUUUUGAGUGACAAAUCCAUUUAGUAAUAAAAAGGAGUGUCCGAAAAAUAUUAAAUUCUAACAAUCAGUAACACUUUACACAUAGGUUUCAAAUGGUUAACAUUAGUUAAUGCAAUUUGUACCAUUGAAGUAACAAUGAACAACAUUUUUACAGUAUUUAUUAA
Messenger RNA from Cyprinus carpio (common carp), 4084 nucleotides. Its product is annotated as gamma-aminobutyric acid receptor subunit gamma-3. Gene Ontology annotation, cellular component: neuron projection; GABA-A receptor complex; dendrite membrane. Lineage: Eukaryota; Metazoa; Chordata; Actinopteri; Cypriniformes; Cyprinidae. The record is from RefSeq and is a predicted model, not a curated record. Gene Ontology annotation, biological process: nervous system process; gamma-aminobutyric acid signaling pathway; synaptic transmission, GABAergic. Gene Ontology annotation, molecular function: benzodiazepine receptor activity; GABA-gated chloride ion channel activity; GABA-A receptor activity.